AUGCAAAUUACAGACUCAGACGCUGUAUUCAAGGGCCUGAAGCCGACGUUGCCACAGAGGCCGCGGCGAUAUUAUACGCCAUGUCUUGUUUUCUUGAUCGUGGUUCGGCUGGAAAUGCUGUAUAGAGUCGUACAUGAUUUCCAAUGUACGGUGCAGGGCGUCGAGGCAUUUUUACCAUUUCUACUCGCCGUAUAUGACCUCUUCUUCAACCGAAAGGCCGCUGCUGUGGUUGAUCCCAACGAGCCCGAGGAUCCCUGGGGCAGCGUUUGGGACGACAUCAUAGCCUGGCUACAGGCUUCACAAAUGCCCUCCGCCUUCAUCAUUUUGCUCCUCAGCUACGGCGUCUUCUUGGGUGCCGAUUUUGCUCCUCGAUCGUCGUAUUUUUGUUCAACAGCAUCGGAUCAGACGGCUUGGGUCAUCUUCCUGCAAUGGGCGGGGGUGACCUUGGACGCCACGAUACUUGUCCUACUUUGGAGGAUUCUUUCGUGGACAAAGACAACCAAACUUCGAUUGCAGAAACUGAGCGGGAUAAUGACUGCCUCCUCCCUCGCAGCUGGGCUGCUAUGGGUAUUCGGGCGUCUUCUCCUGUCGCGACCGACUACGACGGGGCAAUCUUUUUUGGGCCUUGACACGAUUUUCAUCUUUGAUGUUCUCACUAAUGGCAUUGCCUUUGCAGUGGCGGUCGUUUCCGCGACUUUGUGGAUGUGUGAGUCGGCACCCUUGUCCAUGACGGCGACGACUACAUUCAUCUGUGGUGCUACGGCUGCAUUUCGGGAGAUUUUAUUGUUUGGGACAUACCAGCAAACAUCCCGAUUCUUGCCGCUGAUUGUGCUUGUCAUUGUUUCAACAACCUUUCCAUUUUAUACAUUCAUAGGGGGCAUGCGAUCUGUGCUCUAUAUUCCCAGAGUCCUACUUCUGCUCAUCAUGAUCACGCUGCUGAUCAUCGCAACUACCAUCACCAUGCUCAAGUCGCCAAUCAUUGACCGGCAUCCUGUCGGCGAGCUCGUCUACAAGAACCGUGUCGAGGCGGAUCGCUGGCUGCGGUAUGCAAGUGUAAGCACGACCUUGCACACGGCUGUCACAGAGUACAAGGAGCGGCAUCACGGCCGCGAUCCUCCGCCAAAUUUUGACAGGUGGUUCGACUUUGCACUCCAGAAAAAGUCUGUCAUUAUGGACAAGUUUGACCAGAUUGAGACGGACGUUGUACCUUUUUGGGGACUCAAGCCGUCCAAGAUCAAGGAAGGAUUAGAAACCGUCAAAACCUUGCCAGAUGUUGGCAUCAUUACAAUCGCCGCGGGCAAGGCCUCUCAUAGCCUGCCGGCGGAUCUUUCGCAAAAGCUUAUCCUCGAUGAACUAGUGUCUUUGAUCUCAUCAUUUUCUCAGCAUCUACCUGAGAUGGAAAUUGCUAUAAAUCUCAGAGAGAGACCACGAAUCUUGGCGCCAUGGGAUGAUAUUCAUCGCCUGGCGGAAAAGGGGGCAAGACCAAAGUCGAAACUUGAAAAGGUCCUACCCCAGGCUCUGUCCAAGCGCCUAGUCGAGGAUGUCAAGACACCGAGAGACUCGGCCACUGGCAGACCACUAGAGUAUGUCACAGCCCAGGACUUCCGCCGGCUCCAGGCUUUGGCUUGCCCACCCGGGUCCAAGACUAGAGCCAGCAUUACUUGGAAUGUCCGCGACCAUUGUGCAGCUUGCGCCGAUGCUCACUCGCAAGGGCAUAUUUUACAAGACUGGCAAUAUUCACUGGACCCCUGCCACCAGCCCGAUAUAUUCAAUCUACACGACUUUCACACUUUGCCACAUCAGUCUGACCUUUACCAAGAACUUCUACCGCUCUUUAGCGGAUCAAAGACGAGCAGUUUCAAUGAUAUUCUCCUACCAUUGAUUCGCCCAAAUAGCAACGAAAAAGUUGAUGAUGAUUCGCGUUUUGACUCGAAGAAGGAUCAUCUCUUUUGGCAGCAAGAACCACAACCGCAGCCCAUCACCCAUGAUAUGCUUCAUGGUGGACAUCGUAACCGACUGGUUCGCUUGAUUAACAACGCCACGGCAUUUGACAAGCAGUCCAUGCUCCUGGGCUUCAAAUCGGGCAAGGAUGUGAAGUAUGCCUAUGACGAAGUCGGGAUUCGUGCAGCCAAUAAACUAUUCGCAACGGAUAUCUCGUACAUCAAUGCUGCGGGUACGUGCGACAACCCAAAUUGCCAGCUUAUUGAGCGUGAGCACUUUGGCUUCAAGCAAAAGACUGAAGACCCUCUCCAUUCGAGCCGAUACUUUAUGGUUCUCGAUACUUCGGAUGGUCCGUCGCCUGACGUGUUGCCGGCACUUCAAUCCAAUGGAGUGCCCUUCAUUUCUACCAUCUUCCGCGAGUGGUUUACGGAACGGCUGAUGCCAUGGACGCACUUUGUACCAAUUGAUCUACGGUACCACGGCCUACACAGCACACUCGCAUACUUUGUGGGCCUCAAAGGCAAAGGCAAGAUAAACGGCCACGACCAGGUCCUAGAAGGAAGCGUUCAGGACGCCCGGUGGAUUGCAGAGCAGGGUCGCAAAUGGGCCGAAACAGCCAUCAGGCGAGAAGACAUGGAGGUAUACCUGUUUAGACUGUUGCUAGAAUGGGGAAGAAUCGUCAGCAAUGAUCGUGACAACCUUGGUUUUGUCUUGAAGGAGGGACAGCCAAAAUAG
Molecule: messenger RNA, 2676 nt
Organism: Pestalotiopsis fici W106-1
Lineage: Eukaryota; Fungi; Ascomycota; Sordariomycetes; Amphisphaeriales; Sporocadaceae
Exons: 2
Coding region: 1-2676 (891 amino acids)
Source: RefSeq, a predicted model, not a curated record